Messenger RNA from Fusarium sp. VM40, 771 nucleotides. The record is from the annotation of a GenBank genome assembly. Lineage: Eukaryota; Fungi; Ascomycota; Sordariomycetes; Hypocreales; Nectriaceae.
AUGAACACGGCACCGACAUCUCGACUGGGCCAAUUGCCCAGCUACGUACGGAUAUGGGUGAGACAUGCCCAUUUCGGUAAGAAGAAGACGGGCAGGAAUUUCCCCGCGCCUGAGGGCCACGGCGAAGAUAUCUGGGUGUAUGGUCACAGGAGAACGGACCAGAUUAUUUACAGCUUUGACAAGACACUCAAUGGCUUCCACGAUCUCAAGCAGCUUCCUUUCAACGGCAAAAAGACAAAGCCCGCCAAGCUUCGCAAAGACUACUGGUCCCCAUUCGCACACAUCUCCUUCCCCGCCGGCAAGGGCUCCAUCGGAAGAUCUGUUUUCCAGAAACUGCGCGAAUUGAAGCACCUGCACGAGGUGGCAUGGGACAACGAGUUCCGACACAAGCGUCCCGAAGAGUACACCGCCGCCGACCGCAAGCGAAUCGCCGAGGAGGAGGAGAAGGGCAACAAGAACUACCGGCCCAUCCGCACAAAAGAGGAGCGUGGUGUUGCUCUCAAUGCGCAGAAGCCAAACUCUAUUGCCGAUAUAGCUUCUGUGCUGAGCGGUGCUGGGCGUGGCAACAAAAUUGUUGUGUCUGAGGAAGCUGAGGGUGCUGAAAGGAAACUCUUGGAGGUCAAGGUUAGCUGGGCAAAUGAUCAGGAUAAGCAGUACGCCCAGGAGUGGUCUGGAAACGUCGCACAUGGACUAUUCGAAAAGCCAACAUACGUCUCAAAGCUCGAGAAAAAGGUAGCCGAGCCAGAACCAGUGGUUGAGACAUCGUCUUAA